Zingiber officinale is the source of this 1674-nucleotide messenger RNA. RefSeq names its product phosphatidylinositol:ceramide inositolphosphotransferase-like. The transcript has 13 exons. The record is from RefSeq and is a predicted model, not a curated record. The coding region runs from base 422 to 1384 and encodes 320 amino acids. Gene Ontology annotation, biological process: ceramide biosynthetic process. Gene Ontology annotation, molecular function: inositol phosphoceramide synthase activity; sphingomyelin synthase activity; ceramide cholinephosphotransferase activity. NCBI's taxonomy places the organism in Eukaryota, Viridiplantae, Streptophyta, Magnoliopsida, Zingiberales, Zingiberaceae. Gene Ontology annotation, cellular component: endoplasmic reticulum membrane; Golgi membrane; trans-Golgi network.
AAGGGGUAAAAGAGGAGCGUCUCUCUCUCUUCUCUGCUUUCUAUUAAUUCUUAAAUCUCUUCUUGACCUUCGGUGGCGGUCCUUUUUCUCUGCUCCCCUUGGUCUCCUCUCCUAGUCGCCGGAGAUCCGUGUGAAGGCCGCGUUUUGUACGAGGCGAGGAGAAGGGAGAGGGGGGAAUCUGGGAUUCUCAAUUUUUCAUCCUUAUUUAACCCUGAUCACUUCUCAACGACAAAUUACAUAAUCUCAUCGAGGUCGCCUUUGGGAUUUGGACUGACGGAGUGCGAAUUCGGUCUCCGUCCGGUGAAUAAGGUUUUGUUUUUUUUUAUCUGCGUGCUCCGAUCGGUCGGGUUGACUACAGAGGAACGAAGAGGGGCCAUGUGGAAAAGAAAGGAGGGUGGAUGGUGAAGGAGUAUGGGAGUGAAUGGGCCUCUGGUUAUCAGUGAUGACGAUGUACAUUGCUCGCGAGUCUUCCAAGCUAUGGAGGAAGAUUUACAUGGAAACAUCUGUGGAACUUCAACUUCUUAUGGAGAAGUGGAAACUUCUGCUCGCAGGACUGAUUUUCCAGUAUAUUCAUGGGCUAUCUGCACGAGGAGUUCAUUAUCUACAUCGACCUGGUCCAACUCUUCAAGAUCUUGGCUUUAUGCUCCUUCCGGAACUUGGGAAAGAACGUGGCUACCUCAGUGAAAGUCUAUUCACCUUCAUCUUUUUGUCUUUUGUAGUGUGGACUUUUCAUCCUUUUGUUUAUCAUAGCAAGCGCUUCUACACUGUCCUGCUCUGGAGAAGAGUUUUAGCUUUUCUCGUCGCUUGCCAAACUUUGAGGAUCAUUACGUUUUAUUCUACUCAACUUCCUGGUCCUAACUAUCAUUGCCGAGAGGGAUCAAAGCUUGCCAGACUCCCCCCACCAGAUACUAUAGCCGAAGUGCUGUUGAUUAACUUUCCUCGCGGAGUCCUUUUUGGUUGUGGUGAUCUCAUAUUUUCAUCCCACAUGAUAUUUACGCUUGUUUUUGUCCUUACCUACCAAAAAUAUGGAUCUAGAAGGUUUAUCAAGUUCAUUGCCUGGGUUAUUGCUACUAUUCAGAGUUUACUUAUAGUAGCUUCUCGCAAACAUUACACUGUUGACGUAGUUGUUGCAUGGUACACUGUCAAUUUAGUGGUAUUCUUUAUCGACAAAAAACUACCAGAAAUGCCUGAACGUUCUAGUGCACAACCAUUGCUACCACUAACUGCUAAAGAGAAAGAUGGAAAAUCCAGAGAAGAGAACCACAAACUAUUGAAUGGAAAUUCAGCCGAUGCUGCUGAUCGGAGGCAGAGACUGCAAAUGAAUGGGAAGCAUGGAGAAGAUGCUAACCACAAUCAUUCUGAAUCGUUAGCAAACGGUGCUUAGAUGUUCCCGGACAUCCAAAGGCUUCAGCUGUACACAGGGAAUACAAGCAAUCAACAUGGAAAACACCCUGUACUUAUUCAACUUGAAGCCGACAGGGAAGUCCUAAGCUAUCUCCACACCCCAUAUGACAACUGAGCAUGUUACUUCUUUCACUCCUUGCAUCAAGAAUGUUCAUAUGUAUUAUGUCUCUAUCUUCAACAAUUCUUUAUCCUGCAGUAAAAGAAAAUGUUCUGACUUGCAGUUCAUUUGCUGAAAUCUGAUGUGCUGUCGCCGGUGAUGUUCUUGUUUCA